GGCAGGUCGCUCAUUAUAUAUGCUCCACAUAUAUAUAGCAUAUAUAUAGAGAGUCAGUCAGAGAGAAUUUGUAUAAAACAGCUGCUAAAACCGCUACAGAUAAUCAAAUGCAGAUACAUAUACCAGCAGCGUAUAGAAGAAUUUUUAUUGUCGCGCUCGCUUUGAAUUGAAAUUUCUUAAAAAACAAAAAACGACAAAAAAAAAAGUGUAUCGCGCCUCCGCCUUUGGCUGUAUAUUUACAGUUAACUUUCGCUUUUUUUCGGUGUGUGCUCGCCUUGCUUUCGCUUUCUCGCAGAAAGAAAUUCUAUUCGCUGCCCACUGCCCACGAUCGCCGCAGCGGCCAGAAAUAGAUGCAAACGCAGUGCCCGACGCGCCAAGAAGCCAACAACUUUUAUCAAUUCCCCAACAAAUUGAAAGCUGCAACAGCCAACGAACACACACACACCCAAAUAAACACACACACGCACGCAUACAUAGACGUAAAUAAGCAUAAAGCUACGUCAUGCCAACGCAGCAACUGAAAUCCCUCGAUGAUGUGGCCACAGUGACAGCGCUGGUGAGCAAGCAUCCGGACAAUAAGCCCAGCAAGGAUGAGCAGGAGGAGGAGGAGGAGGAGGAGCUCGAUAGCGCCGCCGUGGUGGUGCCGCCAGACAGCGGCUGGGCCUGGGUAGUGAUGGUGGCUUCGUUUCUCUGCUGCACAGUCAUCGACGGCAUUGUCUUCUGCUCCGGCAUGUUGCAGGAGUCGCUCAUGAACGAGUUCCAUGUGAGCAAGUUCUAUAUAACCUUCGUCUCAUCGCUGCUCAGUGGCUGUUAUCUGAUGGCCGGACCGUUCGUAAGUGCGCUGGCGAAUCGCUUUGGCUUCCGUCCCGUGACCAUUGCGGGCGCCAUUUUCUCCGCCAUUUGCUUUAUGCUCUCGUACUAUGCGCCCAGCGUGGAGUUUCUGUUCGUCGUCUAUGGCGUGCUGGGCGGCAUUGGCUUCUGCAUGGUCUACAUACCAGCGGUGGUCAUCAUUGGCUUCUACUUUGAAAAGUGGCGUGCUCUGGCCACGGGCGUCGCGCUCUGCGGCUCUGGCGUGGGCACCUUUGUCUUUGCUCCGCUCACGGACAAGCUGCUGGAGAGCUAUGGCUGGCGCAUGACUUUGGCCGUACAGGGCGCUCUGGUCCUGGCCUGCGCCGUGUUCGGCUUGGCCUUCCGCCCCAUCACGCCCAUUACUCUGGGCGUCACCGAAGACGGCACUGUGGAUGAGGAGAAGCUGAAGCUGAAUGGUCAUGGCAACACAGUGGCGCCCACGCCGCAGCUGCAUCAAGCUGCCUUUACCAAGCCGCUGCCCGAGGGUCGCUUCGCCUACUCCAUGCCCAAUUCGGCGCACAACACUUACAUGGGCGCCUCGCAGCGUCAUCAUUACCCAACGGCCGCUGAAAUCUUCAAGGGCAUGAAUCUGGAGCGUCGUCCGUCGGGUCAGGCCAGCAAGGGCACUGAGCUGAAGCAGCUGCGCAAAUCGCAGCCCAGCACACCCAAUGGUGAUCCACAAACGCUGACCUUCAAUCUGCACAAGGAGCUGACCACAGUCGGGGAGAACGAGGAGGAGGCUGAGAACGAUACGCUGUUGGAGACUGAGGCCAAGCCGGUCACCAUUCAGGCACGUCGCCAUACUGUGUCCGGCAGACGCCCACAGGAUCUUGCCAAGCGCGGCGUUGCAGCGGGCGCAACAGAUGCAGCUCAUGCCGCCGGCCAGUCGCACUCCUCCUCGCGUCCCAUGUACAGAGACGAUAUCUUCUUCACCGGCUCGCUGACGCGCAUACCACAGUAUCAGUCGCAAACCUCGCUGGCCUAUCACAUGUCCGUGACGCGUCUGCCCACCAAGCAGGACAUGCUGGAGGAUCGCCAGAAGGGCUGCCGCAUCUGCCCCGAGGCCGUGCGUCGCACUUUGUCUACUAUGCUGGAUACCACGCUGCUCAAGUCGCCCGCGUUUAUGUGCCUGGCCGUCAGUGGCUUCCUCACCAUGAUGGGCUUCUUUGUGCCCUUCUCAUUUCUGAAGGAUCGCGCAGUUGCUGGUGGCAUGACCAAGGCAGCGGCUGUUUCGGUUUUCUCAGGCAUUGGCAUCAUCAAUACGAUUGCUAGGAUUGUGUGCGGCUCGCUCAGCUCGUUCCCCAGCGUCAAGCCGCUGUGGCUUAACAAUGUGGCGCUUACUGCUGGCGGCAUUGCCACCAUUUGCAGCGGCAUUGCCAUCAACGACGCCACCCAAUGGGCCUUUGCUGUCUUCUUUGGCGUUUGCAUAGCCUGCUUCUCGGCGCUGCGCUCACUUAUUGCCGUGGAGCUGAUUGGUCUGGAGAAGCUGACGAAUGCUUUUGGCUUUCUGAUGUUGUUCCAGGGUGUGGCCGCCACCAUUGGCAGUCCCAUUGCAGGCGCUUUAUACACGGCCACCGAGAGCUACAAUGUCGCCUUCUACUUUGCCGGCGGACUCAUUCUGCUGUCCGGCUUCCUCUGCUAUCCGCUCACCUACAUCUCCAACUGGGAGAAGCGACGCAAUGAGAAGAACGAGGCGCUGCCGGCGGCCUAAGCGCCAUGGCAAACAGAAAACACGAAGCACGCAACAACCUUAAUUGUCCAAUCACAAGCUGUCUUCGUUUGCUGAUUGAAGAUCGCUCGCAGUGUUAACCGCAACGAACUGGUAAACAGUAAUUUCAGUUUGUAACUGAUAUGUCUCACCUGCCCUGCCCUGCCCCACCACGCCCCGAUCCCCGCUGCUGCCUUGUAUCCAUGUGCUGUUGUUUGCUCAGGGAGCUGCGGAGCAGCUUUGCGCGAGCUUAUUUUCUUGAUUUAUCUAAUUGUCUAGAUUUAGUGUAUAAGAUUGAUUAAACUUAAGCGUAAUGUUUGUGCCUCGCCCUCACACACACACACACAUGCACAUCACAAGCAUAAAAACUAUACAAUUUUAAUUUAAAUUAAUUUCUAAAAUGAUUUUAAGCAUAGCACGCACUUUCAAAUAUUUAAUAAUUCAACAAUUGUUUUGUUAUUCAAUUGCCAAAUCAAUUUGCUGUAAUGGCACUCCAAGGUCUAAUUAAUUUACAAAUUGAUUCAAAAGCGAUACAUUCUUUUACAACAAAUAGACACUAGACACGCAUGUGUGUAUGUGUAUGUGUGUGUGUGCAAACGAAAUCGAAAAUAAUAAUAUUAAUAAAAUCACUUUUAAGCAGCUGAGCACAUGGCUGGGCCACAAUUCGACUGCCAAGUAAUAUACAAUACAUAUGUACAUAAUAUACAUAUAUAUAUAUACACUAUAUACUUAUGAUGAAGACGAUGUUUGCAUUUGUUUUUAAUUAUUAAGUACGACUAAACUAAAAACUAAACUGCUGGCUCACGUUGGCUUCCAGACUUGUUACAUAGUUUGUACAUAUGUAAGUUCUAGCCCUAAGCAAACACACAUACAUACAAAACAAAACAAAACAAAAGAAAACAAGACGAGAUUGACUCUGAGGUUAUUGCACUGCGCAAGUCCCCAAUGUCCAACUCCCAUCGUUGAUCAUGCAGUAGUGUAAACAAAUACGUUGUGGCGUCGGCUCGCACAUAAGAUAACACUAUAGAUAUAUAUACACAUAUAUACAAAACAUACAUACAAGCAUACUCAAGCAAGUUUAGCACGUUUUGCGUGCCAAGUUUAUAACGUAAAUUCAUUUAUAACAAAAUCUACACAUAAUACAUAAUUCUAAACGUGCGUAAAAAUUAACAGACUAUAUACACUAUAUAUAUAU
Drosophila busckii is the source of this 3752-nucleotide messenger RNA. RefSeq lists its product as uncharacterized. Gene Ontology annotation, molecular function: monocarboxylic acid transmembrane transporter activity. The coding region runs from base 503 to 2560 and encodes 685 amino acids. NCBI's taxonomy places the organism in Eukaryota, Metazoa, Arthropoda, Insecta, Diptera, Drosophilidae. The transcript has 2 exons. Gene Ontology annotation, biological process: transmembrane transport; monocarboxylic acid transport. The record is from RefSeq and is a predicted model, not a curated record.